Molecule: messenger RNA, 293 nt
Organism: Caenorhabditis auriculariae
Lineage: Eukaryota; Metazoa; Nematoda; Chromadorea; Rhabditida; Rhabditidae
Source: the annotation of a GenBank genome assembly
AUGGCGAUUUGUCAAAUCUGCGACGGUCAAAACGGACCGAAUACUGAAAACAAAACAAAAGAAAAAAAACAGCCGGUUUCCAGACUCGGAUUUUUGAAGAAAACGGAAAGUUGCAGUUUCGGACGCAGUUCCACGAGCCAGGAGGCGACCGCGACUUUCGCGUCGUCUCCAGAUCGGGCGAAGACGUCGUCGAGUUUUUCGUCGAUCCCCAGUUCAUGUCAAGACUCUCCGGCUUCUUCCGCGAUCAAAUAAACUCGGCAAGUUCUUUUUCGCACUUCUUUUCAUUUCGCUAA